AUUUUGUUCUCAACAUUCAACAACAAUAUAUAAAAAGUUAUACAAAUAUACGUAAACCAAUGAUUACGUACAAGCAAUUAGUUUUUUGUCUGCUGGUGUUUGUUUCCACGAUCGGACCGGCCUAUGUUCACGGCGAUGAUUCUCUGGAGUGGGUGCAGAAAGACAACCGGCGCUUCCUUCAUGUUGUUUAUAGGGUUGGCGAUCUUAAUCGAACGAUAAAGUUCUACACAGAGUGUUUUGGCAUGCAGCUACUGAGAAAAAGAGAAAACCCGCAAAAGAAAUACUCAAAAGCAACUCUUGGGUUUGGUCCUGAAGAGACAUACUUUGUAGUGAAGUUAAUACAGAAACAUGGAGUGAACAAGAUUGAUAUCGGCACAGGUUUUGGACACCUCGGAAUAGCAACUCAGAAUAUUUAUGAAAUGGUUGAGCUGAUUCGUAGCAAAGGCGGAGUUAUCACGACUGAACCUGGAACUCUUGAAGGUGGGGGGACGACCAUUUUCGCCUUUGUGCAGGAUCCAGAUGGCUACAGUUUUGAGCUCGUCCAAAGUGGUCCAACUCCUGAUCCACUUAGUCAAAUGAUGCUUCGUGUGAUCGAUCUGGAUCGCGCUACCAACUUCUAUGAAAAGGCACUUGGCAUGAAGCUUUUGCAUAAGUUUGAUAACCCUCAAGAGAAGUAUACUGUAUCUAUUAUGGGUUAUGGGGAGCUAUUUCAAUCGACCUACCUAGAGUUGCAAUAUAAUUAUGGAGUAACUGAGUAUACAAAGGGAAAUGGAUAUAUCCAGGUCGCCAUAAGUACUGAUGAUGUAUACAAAAGUGCCGAGGCUGUUAAGCUGGUUACUAAAGAACUAGGAGGAAAUUUAAUUCUACCACCAGGUCCAAUUCCGGGAAUCAAGACAAAAGUUACUUCUUUCGUUGAUCCAGAUGGCUGGAAAGCAGUCUUGGUGGACAAUGAAGAUUUCCUAAAGGGACUGCAGAAGAAAGAGUGAAAUUAGUGAAGGGACUCACCAUUUCGCAGAGUCUUUGUGUUUCAAAUAUUACUUGAACUAUGCUCUAAGCAAGCUCCAAUUCAAUGAUGUACACAUGUAUAAAUAAGGAUAUGAUAUUGACAAUCCACUUCUAUGCAAUUGCAUUUUACUUUCAUUUUCUAAUAAAUAAAAUGACAAAAUUACUUCUCAAAAGUGGAAUGUAAGUACUUUUUGGGACCCGUGGAGUGUGAGUCUGCUUUUGAAGGACAAGUUUAAUUACAUUUUUGAAAAAGCAAGCUGAGUUCAAGGCUAAAAAAGUGGAGUGUGAAUAUCAUCAUCUUUGAGAUUUUUGAAAAAAGCAAGUUGAGUUCAAGACUAAAAAAGUGGAGUGUGAAUAUCAUCAUCUCUGAUAAAUCUACGAAG
Cornus florida is the source of this 1388-nucleotide messenger RNA. Its product is annotated as lactoylglutathione lyase GLX1-like. Gene Ontology annotation, cellular component: cytoplasm. The coding region runs from base 60 to 986 and encodes 308 amino acids. Gene Ontology annotation, molecular function: lactoylglutathione lyase activity; metal ion binding. The record is from RefSeq and is a predicted model, not a curated record. The transcript is spliced from 9 exons. NCBI's taxonomy places the organism in Eukaryota, Viridiplantae, Streptophyta, Magnoliopsida, Cornales, Cornaceae.